Molecule: messenger RNA, 1614 nt
Organism: Dryobates pubescens (Downy woodpecker)
Lineage: Eukaryota; Metazoa; Chordata; Aves; Piciformes; Picidae
Product: potassium voltage-gated channel subfamily A member 7-like
Exons: 4
Coding region: 1-1596 (531 amino acids)
Biological process (GO): potassium ion transmembrane transport; protein homooligomerization
Cellular component (GO): membrane; voltage-gated potassium channel complex
Molecular function (GO): protein binding; delayed rectifier potassium channel activity
Source: RefSeq, a predicted model, not a curated record
AUGGCCCGGCGGGGCAGACCGAAACAAAACGGGGCGGGGGGAGACAGCUUGGACGUUGCCGUGGCAACCAAGGGGAACCCACCCCGAAGCAGCUCCAAGGCCCUUCCCCCCGCGGGCUCCGGGGGUCCGAGCGCCCCCUCCGCGCCCCCCGCGCCCGCGGGUGCCGGCCGCCCCGGGGCCAUGGGGGAGCCGCCGGGCUGCUGCGAGCGGGUGGCCAUCAACGUGGCCGGGAGGCGCUUCGAGACCCUGGGCCGGACCCUGCACCGCUUCCCGGAGACGCUGCUGGGGGACCCCCGGCGCCGCCGCCCCUACUUCGACCCCCGCCGCAGGGAGUACUUCUUCGACCGCCACCGGGGCGCCUUCGGCGCCGUCCUCUACUACUACCAGUCCGGGGGGCGGCUGCGGCGCCCGCCCGACGUCCCCUUGGACGUCUUCCUGGAGGAGCUGAGGUUCUACCAGCUGGGCGAGGAGGCCGAGGAGAGGCUGAGGGAGGCCGAGGGCCUGGCGGCCGAGGCGGCGCCGGCCCUGCCCCGCGGCCGGCUGAGGCGCAGGGCCUGGCUGCUGUGCGAGCACCCCGAGAGCUCCCCCGCCGCCAGGGCCGUGGCCCUGCUCUCCGUCGUGGUCAUCCUGGUGUCCAUCGUCGUCUUCUGCCUGGAGACCCUCCCCCAGUUUAAGGCCGGAGGGGAAGGGGCGGCGCAGGUGAGGGAGGGGGCGCUGGAGGUCCUGGAGGUGGAGAGCCCUUCCCCUUCUCCCCCCAACUCCUCCUCCCCUUCCCUGCCUCCCUCCCGCUGGGCAGGAGGAGGAGAAGGAGGAGGACGAGGGGGAGGCCUCUGGGACCCUUUCUUCGUGGUGGAGACCCUCUGCAUCUGCUGGUUCUCCCUGGAGCUCCUGGUGCGGCUCCUGGCCAGCCCCAGCAAGGUCUCCUUCUUCCGCAACGCCAUGAACCUGAUCGACCUGGUGGCCAUCGCGCCCUACUUCGUGGCCCUGGGCACGGAGCUGGCGCGGCAGGGGGGCGUGGGGCAGCCGGCCAUGUCCCUGGCCAUCCUGCGGGUGAUCCGGCUGGUCAGGGUGUUCCGGGUGUUCAAGCUCUCCAGGCACUCCACCGGGCUGCAGAUCCUGGGCCAGACGCUGCGGGCCAGCAUGCGGGAGCUGGGGCUGCUCAUCUUCUUCCUCCUCAUCGGCGUCGUCCUCUUCUCCAGCGCCGUCUACUUCGCCGAGGCCGAGGACGCCUCCACCACCUUCACCUCCAUCCCCCAGGCCUUCUGGUGGGCGGUGGUCACCAUGACCACGGUGGGCUACGGGGACAUGGCGCCGGUGACGGUGGGGGGCAGGCUGGUGGGGUCGCUGUGCGCCAUCGCCGGGGUCCUCACCAUCUCCCUCCCCGUGCCGGUCAUCGUCUCCAACUUCAGCUACUUCUACCGCCGGGAGCUCCGCGGGGGAGAGGGAGGGGAGUACAGCCCAGCCCCCCCUUGCCCGUACCACUCCCACCCCCCCCCGAGCCCUCCCGAGACCCCCAAAGGGGGGGGGGAGUGGGUGGAUGGGGAGGCUGGAGGGGGGGGGAGAGGGUGGGAGGGGAGGUUGGUGACUGAGGUGUGAGAAAAGGAGAGGGGGCCA